Lodderomyces pseudojiufengensis is the source of this 1179-nucleotide messenger RNA. RefSeq names its product protein phosphatase regulator (gene SHP1). Gene Ontology annotation, cellular component: cytosol; nucleus. The record is from RefSeq and is a predicted model, not a curated record. Gene Ontology annotation, biological process: proteasome-mediated ubiquitin-dependent protein catabolic process; Golgi organization; autophagosome assembly. NCBI's taxonomy places the organism in Eukaryota, Fungi, Ascomycota, Pichiomycetes, Serinales, Debaryomycetaceae. The transcript has a single exon. Bases 1 to 1179 code for a protein of 392 amino acids. Gene Ontology annotation, molecular function: ubiquitin binding.
AUGUCAGAUGAUUCGCAAAUAGCUGAAUUUGUAUCAAUUACAAAUGCUUCAAAAUCUUUGGCUGAACAGUAUAUUCAAAGAAAUAAUGGAGAUUUAGUUGAAGCAAUUGAAGAUUUUUACGCUAAUAAUGAACAUUCAAGUCAAACGUCAGAGCAACAUCAACCACCAAUUGCUGCUGCUAAAUCCAACUCCAAACCAAAAAAACCAUCAAGUGGGAUUAGGACAUUCCGAGACUUGAACGAAGAUGAAGAUGAUGAGGACGAACGGACUAAUAAUAAUUUCUUCACUGGUGGUGAAAAAUCAGGAUUGCAAGUUGAAGAUCCUAAUAAAGAUCGUGAUAAAAGUAUAAUUGAUCAAAUUUUUCAAAGAGCAAAAGACCAAAUGAAUUUGCCUGAUGAUAGACCAAGUGCGUCCAGUCUGGGACAACCUGCUCAAGAAUCAUUUCAAUUUUCCGGAACAGGCUUUAAAUUAGGUGAUGGAAAUGAACCAAGUGAACCAGUUGAAGAUCCAAAUGCAAAUAUGAGAAAUUUAUUAAAUAAGCUAAAACCAAAAAAAGUUAAUAGAGAGAUAACGUUUUGGAAACAAGGUUUUACAGUUGGAGAUUCAGAAUUGUACAGUUAUAAUGAUCCUAGAAAUCAAAGAAUAUUGAAUGAAAUAGAACAAGGAAGAGUUCCUAUUAAUAUUUUACAAGUCGAUCCACAAGAUGAUGUUGACGUAACAGUUUCAAAAAGAACAGAUGAAGAUUAUGCUCCACCAAAAAGAAAAGUUGGAGGUUAUCAUGGAUCAGGUCAUAGAUUAGGAUCACCAGUUCCUGGGGAACCAAUUACAAGCUCCAACGCAACCACCACUACGUCUUCAACUCCUACCAAUACUGAAACGAGCAAGAACUCCUCAUCCUCCGCUACACAAGAUUCAAAAUUUUCAAAUGACCAAGGUAAUGGUGACACAUUAGUUCAAAUUAGAUUUGCUAAUGGAAAAAAAGUAUCUCAUAAAUUCAACUCAACCGAUAGCAUUAAAACAGUUUACAAUUUUGUCAGAAAUCAUGAACUUAACAGUGAUAAGGAAAGAAAUUUUACAUUGAGUCAUGCUUUCCCAGUGAAACCAAUUGAAGAAAGUGAAGAAUUAACAGUUGCUGAUGCAAAUUUGAAAAAUGCGGUUAUAGUACAAAGAUGGGUGUAA